Symbiodinium sp. CCMP2456 is the source of this 2343-nucleotide messenger RNA. The record is from the annotation of a GenBank genome assembly. NCBI's taxonomy places the organism in Eukaryota, Dinophyceae, Suessiales, Symbiodiniaceae.
AUGCAGGCCCUCCGUGGCGUGGGCGGCAUCAUCCUGAAUGCCGAGGGCCAGCGCUUCUGCAACGAGCUGGGUCGGGACUACGUCACAGGUGAGAUGUGGAAGAGCAAGCCGCCGUUCAGGCUUUGCCUCAACAAGGCAGCUUCUGACGAGAUCAUCUGGCACUGCAAGCACUACACGGGGCGUGGCGUCAUGAAGUACUACAACAGCGGCGCGGACUUGGCGAAGGACAUGGGCGUCUCCCUGUCCGUGAUCGAGAAGGCCCACGAGGACCACUUCCAGGCGGCCAAGAAGACGGAGACGCACCCGGACGACGGCCCGUUCCCCGCCUAUCCCUCUGGCAAGUGCUGGGACGAGGCCAGUGGCAAGACGGGCAGCGGCAAGAAGUUCUUCCACAAUAUCAUCCCUGGCGAUGCCGUGAAGAACGAGCCCUUCUACGUUGCCAUCAUCACGCCCGUGAUCCACUACUGCAUGGGCGGCCUCCUCAUUGACACCGACUCUGCAUGCAUCGGCUCCAACAACCUGCCAGUCCCGGGCUUGUACGCUGCCGGCGAGGUGGCGGGCGGAGUGCACGGCAACAACCGCUUGGGAGGAAACUCCCUGCUGGACUGCGUGGUGUUCGGCCGCGUGGCCGGUAAGGCAGCUGCCAAGUACAUGUUGGGCGCCGACAUGAAGGAUGUGGACCUUUGUGCGAUCACCGGCGGCGGGCUGACUGGCGCGGUGCAGAGCUCCAAGCUGGCUGGCGGCUCCUACGAGGACAAGAUGAACUCUGCUGCCCCAGCGGCUGCUGCAGCACCGAUGGCAAACGGAGGCGGCGGUGGUGGCGGCGGCAUCAGCCUUGCAGACGUUGCCAAGCACAACACCAAGACGGACUGCUGGGUGGUGGUCGAUGGUCAGGUGCUUGACGUCACCAGCUUCUUGUCGGAGCACCCCGGCGGCGAGCUUGCAAUCCUCACCUUCGCCGGAAAGGAUGCCACGGAGGAGUUCAACAUGAUCCACCCUCCGGAUGUGAUUGGCAAGUAUGCUCCUGACUCCGUCAUUGGUAUGAUCGGUGGCGGCGGCGGCGGGGGUGGUGCAGUUGCUGCCGGCGGAGGUGGCGGCGGCGGGGGAGGCAUCCCCAUGACCGAGGUGGCCAAGCACAACAGCAAGUCGGACUGCUGGGUGGUGGUCGACGGUCAGGUGCUGGACGUCACCAGUUUCUUGUCGGAUCACCCCGGUGGCGAGCUUGCAAUCCUCACCUUCGCCGGAAAGGACGCCACGGAGGAGUUCAACAUGAUCCAUCCCCCGGACGUCAUCGGCAAGUACGCCCCGGACUCCGUGAUCGGCGCCGUCGGCUCCGGCGUGGCAGCUGCUGCCAGCGCCGCUCCCAAGGCUGGUGGCGGCGGGCCCAUCAGGAAGGACACCGGCAGCAAGCUCGGCAACCACGCGGCUUGGGGUCACCUGGACGGGGCGCCGAACUGGCGCGUGGAUCUCGACGAGAACCCAGGUGUCCUCCUGAUCAACGUGAAGUCCUACUUCAACGCCACUUGGUUCCUGCUGCUCUCGGUGCUGUACGAAGUGUGCGCCACCAUCUUCUCUGCAAAGAACAUCAAGAUCUCCAACGACCGCUUGGGUCUGACCCGCAGUGCCAUCUUGCUGAUUCUCUUCAUCGUCAUCCACGCGGUGGGUAACCUCCACGUCUUCAAAGGUCCGGAUGACUUCAACGGCUACGGCUACUUCUACGUGCGCCUCUACUGGACGGGCUUUGGCCUGCCCGCCAACAUCGUGGAGGAGUACAUCCUCCUGUCGGUGCUGCUCCACGUCUUCGUGGGCCUGAAGCGAACAUGGGACAUGAAGCUCGCGUUGGUGCAGACCCAGGGCAUCAACGUCCUGAACCUGGCCAUCUCCGGCUUGAUGCUCCUGACCUUCAUGACCAUCCACCUCUUCCAGUUCCGCUUCGGCGACACCGACCAGUUCGGCCCCUACUACAUCCGACCGCCUCCGUACCUCAUCAACUUCUGGGGCAUCUCCUCCCUGAACCUCUUCUGGACCUCCGACGCCAGCGUGGAGAAGGUCGGCGUGCGCGACAUCUAUGCUUUGGAGUUCCAGAUCUUUAAGAACCCGCUCUGGUCCUUCUUCUACAUCUUCUCUGUCUUCAUCUUCAUGUACCAUGCCUGCAUCGGCUGGAAGAAGGUGACGCCCGUGCUGGGCAUUCCCAGGGGACACAUCUGGCGGGUGGAGCUUAUCGGCUACGGCAUCAUGAUCGUCAUGGGCCUGGUCUACAUCUCCUUCCCCCUCUAUGUCAUGAGCACCCAGCCGUUUGGAGGCUACGAGGCAAGCAUCCAGAUCCCGGGACGCGUGGAGUGA